AUGAGUAAGAUGGAGUGCUACCAGGAAAAAGUACGUGAAUCAAGGUCAAACUCGUCGUCGGUGAAAUUGCUCAAGUCGGCUUAUACAAGCUCAAACAAGUACACAAGCAUAACCUUGAAGACUACUCGUCGACCCCCCCGGUCCCAGUUCCAUAUCCACUGCGAGGCCCCUGAUUUUAUAAUUCUCUCUGGGUAUUUUGCACAAUUAGUGGUGCAUUUGCCUAUUUCUCGCCUGCCAUUGAAAAGGCUUUCUAUCCAUGGAAAAAAGUCACAAAGACGCUGUAUCAUAUAUGCAGCAGCUGUUUCCAUGAGUCAAGAAGCCAAAACUGAACCUGGUACUGGUUCUUACCGUAGUUCAAGUGAAGCUUCCACUCCAAAGAAGGUCAUGGUAAUUGGUGGUGACGGAUACUGUGGUUGGGCCACUUCCCUUCAUCUGUCCAACAAAAAUUAUGAAGUUGCCAUUGUUGACAACCUUGUUCGUCGCCUUUUUGACCACCAGCUUGGUCUUGAUUCUCUCACCCCCAUCUCGUCUAUCCAUAACCGGAUCAGGCGUUGGAAGUCUUUAUCCGGUAAAGACAUUCAACUCUACAUUGGUGACAUAUGUGACUUUGAGUUCUUGUCUGAGGCUGUCAAGUCAUUCGAACCCGAUGCUGUUGUCCAUUUCGGAGAACAGAGGUCAGCUCCCUACUCCAUGAUCGAUCGGUCAAGAGCUGUAUUCACCCAGCAGAACAAUGUGAUAGGGACACUUAAUGUUCUCUUUGCUAUAAAGGAGUUCAAAGAGGACUGCCAUCUUGUAAAACUCGGUACCAUGGGCGAAUAUGGGACUCCAAAUAUAGAUAUCGAGGAGGGUUACAUAACAAUUACACACAAUGGCAGAACAGAUACUUUACCUUAUCCCAAGCAAGCGAGCUCCUUUUACCAUCUUAGCAAGGUCCAUGAUUCUCACAACAUUGCGUUUACUUGCAAAGCUUGGGGAAUCAGAGCCACUGAUCUAAAUCAGGGAGUGGUCUAUGGGCUGAGAACGGAUGAGACAGCGAUGCAUGAAGAGCUCUGUAACAGGCUCGAUUAUGAUGCAGUAUUUGGAACUGCAUUGAAUCGUUUCUGUGUUCAGGCUGCAGUUGAUCAUCCACUUACAGUCUAUGGCAAAGGGGGUCAGACGAGGGGGUAUUUGGACAUAAGAGACACAGUUCAAUGCGUUGAGCUUGCUAUCGCCAAUCCGGCUCAGCAAGGUGAAUUCCGGGUUUUUAACCAAUUUACUGAGCAGUUUUCGGUCAACCAACUUGCCACCCUCGUUACCAAGGCAGGAGAGAAACUUGGCCUUCAAGUGCGAACCAUAUCCGUUCCCAAUCCUAGAGUUGAGGCAGAGGAGCAUUACUAUAACGCCAAGCAUACGAAACUUGUUGAAUUGGGACUCAAACCGCACCUUCUCUCAGAUUCUCUUCUCGACUCGUUACUCAACUUUGCUGUCCAGUACAAGGAUCGAGUUGACACUAAACAGAUAAUGCCUAGUGUUUCGUGGAGAAAAAUUGGAGUCAAGCCAAAGACUGUUUCUGCCUAA
Molecule: messenger RNA, 1557 nt
Organism: Fraxinus pennsylvanica
Lineage: Eukaryota; Viridiplantae; Streptophyta; Magnoliopsida; Lamiales; Oleaceae
Source: the annotation of a GenBank genome assembly